Messenger RNA from Diabrotica balteata, 1755 nucleotides. NCBI's taxonomy places the organism in Eukaryota, Metazoa, Arthropoda, Insecta, Coleoptera, Chrysomelidae. The record is from the annotation of a GenBank genome assembly.
AUGAUCGCCAGGCUGUUCCUUGUGCUUUGCGUCGUCUCCAGUGCAUGGGCAUUAUGCCCGACGAAAUGUACGUGCUUCUUGGACUACAAAGGACGAAACGCGGUGGUUUGCAAAGAAGGCGGAAUGGUGGGACCUUUAAAUUUAAACAACGUCAGUCUCGAUACAGAAGUUAUUAAAAUAACUGCUCCAGAUGACAAUAUGAAUUCGCUGACGAUGAGUCCGGUGUUUCAAAGCUAUAAACAGCUGGAAGAGAUACAUAUUACGAAAUCGAAUAUACCCCAACUGGGAAUGCAUUUUUUCUACGGACUAAACAAACUGGACGUAUUAAAUUUAUCUCAGAAUAAUAUAACGCAGCCUCUCGACCACAACUUCCGUGGACUGUCGCAUUUGAAGGAGUUGUAUUUGGACGACAAUCGGAUUAUUUCUUUGCCUAGCGGGACAUUUAGGUAUUUACAUGGGCUUAAGCUUUUAUCGAUACAAAGAAAUAGAAUCGAGGAACUUACUCCGAGGAUAUUUUUAGAGAUUAGUAAACUGAGAAUGCUGAAGCUUAGCGGAAACAAUUUGAGGGAGUUUCAUCCUGAAGUUUUUAAGGAUAUACAGGAGCUCACCUAUCUCGAAUGCCGUGGCUGUGCCUUAACCACAUUGAACAACGAAAUAUACCACCUGCUGCCAGAUCUAAUUCACUUAGACCUAGGUAAAAACGAUAUAAAGAAUAUUUCACAAAACGAUUUCCAGAAUCUUCAAAGUUUGCGACAUCUUAAGUUAGAUAGUAAUAUUAUAUAUUCAAUAGACAUCUCAACGUUUUCCUCUCAAGCAGCUUUGAGAAAACUUAGUUUAUCGAACAAUAAAAUAAACAAAAUAUCACCUGGAUCAUUUUCUGAGAAUCAUAAUUUGACUGAGUUGGAUAUAAGUUACAAUAGAAUAGACGAUAUGAGCUUUUUAGAACCCCUGUAUGAUAUUUUAGAAAAAUUGGACCUUAGCGGUAAUCACUUACGUACUGAGUUAUUAACAACACUUGUAAAUUUAAACAGUUUAAAGGAAUUAAGAUUGGCUGACUGUGGAUUGGCUCAAAUAAACGCAGAAGUGAUUCCGAAAAGUGUCUCUGUUCUAGAUUUGAGUGAAAACUAUUUGUCAUCUUUAAAUAAAAUCAUUUUACCCAGAAAUCUUACAACUUUAGACAUAUCUGGUAAUAGAUUCAGAGGUUUAGAGGAAGAUAUUUUGCUUUACUUGGAUAAUACGCAGAAUAUUAAGCUGGGCCACAAUUUAUGGUCUUGCGAUUUGUGCCAUAUCGUCCCUAUGCUGGAAAGAACUAACAAAAGUGCAGUGUUCCGCGAUGUAACGUGCUCAGCGCCGUACAUAUUUAAAGGCAAAAAGCUCGAAAAGAUCCAACGUAAUGAACUCACCUGGUGCAGCUCUGCCAGUUACACGGCGAGCGACGCCAACUUUUUUUCGUUAGGCGAGGACGGUAAAGUGGGAAUUAUCGCAGCCAGCACUUCAGUGUUUCUACUUCUUCUAACCGCAUUCGCAAUAAUCGGCGCAUUGUGUUACGCUAAUCGACACGCCGCCCGAUAUUACACCCACGAGGAUAAAAUAGCCACUAUCGAAGGAGAAUCGAUUUUUGCCAGUAAUCACAGCCCAUUGUUUUGUGAUGGGGAACUUAACUUCAAGUUUCCUCUGGAUAUGGAGGAGAAAAAAAUUUCCAUAGCUACUAUUGAUGAGAUUAAAAAAGAGCAUGCGAUUACCAAUGGGACUUGA